Aspergillus ibericus CBS 121593 is the source of this 2280-nucleotide messenger RNA. RefSeq lists its product as uncharacterized. The record is from RefSeq and is a predicted model, not a curated record. The coding region runs from base 1 to 2280 and encodes 759 amino acids. NCBI's taxonomy places the organism in Eukaryota, Fungi, Ascomycota, Eurotiomycetes, Eurotiales, Aspergillaceae. The transcript has 3 exons.
AUGGCGUUCUUCCUCAUUUGCCCUCGCUUCCGAAGAUACUGGAAAACCUCCGACUCGGACACAAGACGCUCCUACCAGUUGAAGCCGGCGAGGCCAUCCCCAGACGAAGAGCCUGAGGGCAAUUCCUCGACAAGGGAAGAUGCACGCUCUAGUCAUCACAGAGGCUCCAGUGGCUUGUCCGAUAGACUGCGCAGACGUUUCUCCCGAGAAGCCAAAGACCUUCGUGUAAAGCCGAGAGCCCAAAGGAAGUCGGGGUCCCCUGGGUUUCCCUUCUCGUCCAAACCGGCCAACACCAGUAAAGGAGUAAUCACCCCAGACGACAUCGGCAGUAGCCUGAUGAGCGAAAGAGGAUAUGACAGCGAUGCGCAGUUCAUCAGCACCCCUAAGCAGAUCAGUCAUACCAGAGAUCACCCAACACGCAUCAUUCAGGAGACUGUCUCCCCUCUGCGGCAGGAGAUCGAGCGGGAGCUUUCAUAUGACCAAGGUCAUGGUCCCCAGAGUGAAACAAUGGCGGAUGCACGGUUGGACCGUACCGUCAUGGAAGAACCACAGCCGGGUUUGCGCUCGAGGAACCAAACAUCUUGGGCUACCCAGUCAUCAGGUUCUUCUGCUUUUCGUGCGGACGACGGGAGUCGCCGAAUCAGAGUUGCAAGACCUCAAAGAGGCGGAGGCAGUCCCGUUCACAAUAAGAGAAACGGCUCGUACCCGCAUCAAGGAUAUCGUCCUCCAGUUCGCAUGGCGACACCUGACCCGAGUAUGCCUAGACACGGUUCUGGCUAUUCGAGUCCGAUUUCUCCUGUGCCGUUCCCUUAUACUACAUCCGCAGACUCACCAGCUGGGCCUUCACAGAUCUCGGUCAGGAAGAGACGGCGCCAGCCCCCCACAGGCACCAUGUCAGAUAACUGUUCGAUUCACCUUGGUGACAUGAACAUCCCGACGAUGUUGGCGUCUUGUUCGACAUCACCUCGUAUCUUAUCCCCAAAGCAAUCGUUUGAUGAAAACAGGUGGGCUACCAAUGCCGGGACGUGGAAUGCUCCUCGGCCCCCUCAUGACCCUGGAGCUGCCACAGGAAAGGCACCGUUUAGCCAAACAGGACCGAGAUUCAGAAAGGCCCCGGUAGACCAUUCCUCCUCGUGCUAUUCUCAAAAGACCAGCCUUUCAUCUGCCGGCAUCCCAAGCGACUCUGUGGAUAAACAAAUUCAACAUCAGGCCACCUCAAAGGAACUGGGUGCAGAGCCUACUGCGGGCUUUAAUUGCUCACCUAAUUCCUUUCUUAUGGAAUCUCUCUAUACCUCCGUCACGGACAACUAUGCUGAUAAAGCAGAGGCGCAGAGAAGCAAGUUUACCGAGCGAUUCGAGUCAGACCGGUCACUGACCCCUCUUGCUCAUGGCCUCCAUGACACAGAGUCUGAUCUUGUAUCCCCUCGCAAGGUGAGUGUGGGAUGGAUGUCGGGAGGACGGCGGCUUGGGUAUGGAUACACCCUGGUUCCCGCCAAUGACGGAGCCGAUCAAUUUCCAGAUAGGUCUGAUCCUUGCGAGGCCAGCAUCCCAGAACAGACUAGGAAGACAUCUCCCAAGAUGGGGGAUCCCGGUUUUGAUAUAUCAAGCAUCAUGAGCCGCAUGCGUCUUCGCAGCUUGUCUAGCGCUUUUAGCGAAGCCGGGAGUGAUCCAAUGAAGUUCUCGCUAUUGGAGAAGCUCAAACGAAAGAAAGAUCAAGGUGAUGCGGGGGCAGAUGGCGACGCCAAAAAUCCUUGGGAUUUUUGCUCCUGGGUUGACCCAAACCAGCCGGUGAGCGGCCAAUCGAGCCCGCAGAAAAGCUCAUCGGUCUCCACCAAGAGUACGGAAGGACGGUCUGUAGGGAGAUGGGCAACGUUACGGCGUACGGGGAGUCUCUUGACCAAGGGUCGCAGCGUGUCGGCAAUCACGCGUGGGCUCGAGGCAAAAGCGACUUCAAGGUUGACAACGCCGGCCGGGCGAUAUCCUGUGGCACGGAGAAAGGAGGGUCGGAUGCUGAAGUUCAAGGUCCUCGACCGUAAGAAUAAGGCCAAGAGCGCCGAUGACGAUGUCCCUAUUGUCCCUAUUGUCCCCAUCGAGCAGUCGCAUGGAGAUGCCGACUCCGGAGAAUGCCAGGACGAGCAUGUUGACGACGAACAGAUGAUCGACACCGGCGCUCAGAUAGUCGAAAGGGAUCGGCACCAUUCUUCGGACAAGACUGGAUCGGAAGCCAUCACCGACGAUUGGAAGAGCACUUACCAAGACUGCCAGGAAAUGCUCGGGUAG